Messenger RNA from Alosa alosa (allis shad), 2883 nucleotides. RefSeq names its product high affinity cAMP-specific 3',5'-cyclic phosphodiesterase 7A-like. The record is from RefSeq and is a predicted model, not a curated record. The coding region runs from base 707 to 2113 and encodes 468 amino acids. The transcript is spliced from 13 exons. NCBI's taxonomy places the organism in Eukaryota, Metazoa, Chordata, Actinopteri, Clupeiformes, Clupeidae. Gene Ontology annotation, molecular function: 3',5'-cyclic-AMP phosphodiesterase activity.
AUCCAAUCACACGUCGAGUUACAGGGUACUCGACCCUUGAGUUACAGCUAUUGGCCCAACGACUUUGUUGACGCAAUUUAGACCCCGCCUUCCCGGCUGAUGUUUCGGAAGGAUUAUUGACAGAGGCGGUUAGUCUCAUACACCGGUGUCACAUCUGCGCGAGGCUCACCGGCGGACCGGGGAAAGAGAGUUUGUGUGCGUGGGUGUCUGGAUGUGAGCGCGCGUGGCCGUGAUUUUGAAGAUCCCCGUUGGUGCCUUUUGUCAUCGCAGCUGGACGUCUCGCUCGUGCGAGCGACGUUCAAACCCGGAGAUUCCCUUUUUCGUGGAUGCGAGGGUUAAAGGACACCGACAUCGCGGGUUUCCCGACUAAUCAGCGCGUUCAGCGUUACGGCGCGGUCUACGGCUAGUCUGUCCGAAGCACAAUAAUUAGUUUCUGCCUGGUGGUUCCGACUGACCGCCUCAUUCAACCCAGCCGUUACUGGCGAGAGAAGAGCUGGACGGUUCCGCGAGGCGGUAGAUUCUCGUCGUAUCGUGAUGUUGGAGUCGGGGUGGAGGGAAUCCGCGCGGAACAAGAACAUUGCAGCCCUUAUCUCCGGAGCACACCCGUGCUGCCUAACGGAUCCGGAUCACCAGUAUUGAUGGGUAGUUCACGUGCGCUCGUGUCUGGACAGCCAGUAUCUUGACCUGGGCAGACUCGCCACGUGCGAUGGAGGUGUACUACCAGCUGCCGGUGCUCGCGCUGGACCGGCCCGUUCCGAAGCACGUCCUGGGCCGGAGAGGCGCUAUCAGUCUCAACUCCAACGCGAGCCUCUUCGGUGGUCGGUCUCCACGCCAGUUGUCAAAGAGACGAGGGGCCAUCUCCUAUGACCGCACCGACCAGACUGCACUCUUCAUAUGCCUGCUGGACAUGCGAUUGACAGGUCGGGGAAUAAUCAUCAAAUCAGAAAAAAGAGGAGGAACUAAGCUGUGGGUUGACUUCAGACUUCUACACAAUCAGUCUGGAGUGGGAUGUGUAUCUGGGAAACGACAUCGUCAGCAUCUGAGUCUGCAGCGCUACCUCCACCCAAUCAGAGGCUUCAGCAACAGCUCAGCUCUGCCCACUGGACCUGUAGCCCCGCCCCCACCGCCACAACGCACACUUGGCCUUCUUGACCAGCAAUACUACGGACAAGCCUCUGUCAUGUUGAAAAGAGUAGCCAGCUGGAAUUUUGACAUAUUCCUGUUUGAUCGUCUCACAGAUGGAGAAACGCUGGGGUGUGUGCUUCAACAUCUCUUUCAUAAAUAUGGCCUUAUCGAACUGUUUGGAUUGGAUCCUCUGAGAUUCCACAAGUUUGCAGGGCUGCUCCAGGAGUACUACUACACCAGGAAUCCGUACCACACCUCAGUUCACGCCGCUGAUGUCACCCAGGCCAUGUGCUGCUUCCUACAGGAGCCAAAGCUAGCCCAGUCUUUAACCUCCUGGGAUAUCUUGCUUGCGUUGUUGGGAGCCGCCACUCAUGACCUCAGUCACCCUGGUGUUACGCAAGACUUCCUCAUCAAAAGUAACCACUACCUGGCCCUGCUGUACCAGGACGGUGCUGUUCUGGAGAACCAUCACUGGAAGCUGGGAGUGUGUAUCCUGAGAGAGUCCGGCCUCUUGUCUCACCUGCCCGUAGAGGACAGGUUGUGCUUUGAGGGUCGCCUGAAUUCUCUGAUUUUGGCCACUGACAUCAGCAAGCAGAGAGAAUUCCUGAGUCGCUUUGAUGCACACCUGAAGAAUGAUGACCUCAGCAUGAACAACGGCAACGACAGACACUUAAUACUGCAGAUGGCGCUGAAGUGUGCAGAUAUCUGUAACCCCUGUCGGCCUGCAGUCAUCAGCAAACAAUGGAGCCACAUGGUCACUCAGGAGUUCUUCCAGCAAGGUGAUAUGGAGCGAGCGCUAAGGCAGGAGAUCUCUCCUCUCUGUGACAGACAUUCCAAUGACAUGGCCAGCAUCCAGACAGAUUUUAUCUCCUUCGUGGCAGAGCCUCUGUUUACUCAGUGGGCGAAAUUCUGCAAGUCACCGCUCUCCCGCUGCAUGCUGGGUAACCUGCAGGAGAAUAAGCGCUACUGGAGUGGCAGCGCCCCCUAGAGCCCUGGAGCUGUGCUGCAGGAGUGGACGCGUCCGGCUGCCCACCGCUCCCCUGACCCCGUUCCCUCGGCCGCCAUCCUCUCCUCUCCGCGGCCAGAUUUUAUGAUGUUUUAUUUGUAUUUAUUAAUUUAUUAAUUUCUAAGAUCAGAUGAGUCUUCCAUUGUCUUCUGUUGUCAUGUGCUUGUCCCCUAGCCCCAAAUUGCUUAGUGUGAAUGUGGAAUGAAUAGUCAUUGAAGUGUGUGUGUGUGUGUGUGUGUGUUUGUGUGUGUGAUGGGUUCGUUAUCGCCCAUGAGUAAAGCUUCAUGUCUCACGUCUGCUAUGACUCGCCCCUGUGCCAGUGCGUGUGCGUGUGUGUGUGUGUGUGUGUGUGUGUGUGUGUGUGUGUGGGUGUGGGUGUGUGUGGGUGUGUGUGUGUGUGUGUGUGACACAAGGAACUUCAUGAUGGAGUGUUGCUACCUGUUCUAUGCAUUCACUUGUUCUCUCUCCCUCUCUCUCUCACUCACUCACUCUUUCACACACACACACACACACACACACUUUGAAUAUGCAGGAGGGAAGAAGUGUCCUUGUGUUACACUGUGACUUGCGGUUUUGCCAACGCAUAAAAACAAAACACUCUUGCUCUUCCAAACUCAUGCAAUAAUUGCUAACGGCAAUAAUUAGUAUUUCAUUAGGAUUUGACCUUUUUAGAGUUUUGUACUUUUUCCACAGUAAUGUUUUAGUGUUUUGAUACUCUUCCAGUUCUUGAAUAAAUCUUGACUGAAGCUUGA